This is a messenger RNA of Corylus avellana, 1045 nucleotides long. The record is from RefSeq and is a predicted model, not a curated record. Lineage: Eukaryota; Viridiplantae; Streptophyta; Magnoliopsida; Fagales; Betulaceae.
UGUGGUACAUCCAAGCACACCAUCAAUAAUGAAUAUUGAUCAAUCUUUGCCGCAAUCAAACCCAUCAAUAAUGGUGCCUGCAGGAGGCUCACUUCAUCACCCCACGGCCGAACCAACCUAUGUCGUGCUACCAAACCCACCUAUACCAUUCCCAUACAAUGGCUCCAACCUCACUUGUGAAGUAGCUAAUUGGCCACAGCCGCCCAACCCACCAAACCACGACUCCAACAACAUGGUUCAACAACCAGACUUACGACCAAUACAGCAACCAAUCUUUAUAAAUAUGUCUGCCCAAGCACAACCAAUGAACCCCAUGAUCGGAGCACCAACAGUACAACCGCCGCCAAACCACGAUCUGCAAGAAACCCAACAAACCCCAUCAAAAUCUGCGCCAUCACCGUCACCAUCACCAUGCCACAGCCUAACCGAUCAAAAGAAUUACCCACCUUCAUUUCCAAUACAGAAAAGAGCACCAACCGCAGGCAGUGGCUUAAGAAAACAAAAAAUGGCAAACGCAGCAGGCAACCUGGCAAACCUCUUACCCACCGGCACGGUUCUUGUGUUUCAAGCGCUGAUCCCAUCUUUCACCGGAAACGGAAAAUGCCAAAUCUUCAACAAGUACCUCGUCGGAUUCGUCAUCGCAUUUUGUGCCGCCACUUGCUUCCUCUCUUCCUUCACCGACAGCCUCCAACAUGGCGACAAGCUGUAUUAUGGCUUUGCCACGUGCAAAGGCCUCUGCGUCUUUAACUACGAUAAUCGCCCGGAAGAGGAAGGAGAGAUCAAGAAGGAAUUGGAGAAGUUAAAAAUCGAAACCUUAGACUUUGUUCAUGCAUUUGGUUCCCUCUUUGUGUUCUUGAUUUUUGCUGUCAGCAGUACGGACGUGCUACUCUGUUUCUUUCCCGAAGCAGAUCAUGAAAAUGAGUAUUCGAUUGUCAUAUAUUUGCCACUUGUCGCUGGAGCUUUGUCCAGCUUUUUGUUCUCCAUUUGCCCGACUAAGCGUAAAGGGUUGGGGUACGCAGACACUCCACGCCGCUGAUGCUAUACA